GCCGUUUCUUGUCCAGCACACUUUGCAUAAGCAGUAGCAGAUUCGACUGCUGUUCGGCAUUGUUUGUGCGCCCUGCAGCCUUUCUCAUUUGCGAAGGGCCCGAAGCGCGUCUUGUCUCGGCGGGUUGCGCCCGGUGCAUCGAAGUGGCAAUCCAUGAUGGUGACGCCUUUGUCAUUUGCACCCAUGUUGGAGGGCCUGUCCUACGAAGAUAAGAGCUCAGUGAAAGAUUCGCUGUUGCAGCAGCUGAGGUGUGGGAGACUUGGGAACCAAAGGCAGCAAUAGUUGAUGUGUGUAGCAGUUAUCAGCUAUGGGUUUUGCAAAAGGCCAGAGAAUUGGAGUCCUGAGGCACGAUGCAUGGAACAUGUGAAGUGACUUCAUUGUUGAACACACUUGCUGGCAUGGCAGGAGGGGAAUGAAGAUGGUUGUGCACCGAUUUGGCCUCGAUGAGAAGCUUGUGUUCCUAGGUAAGGACGACAAGCUCUUCGGUGUUGGCUUGAAAGCUGAUCAAAGCACGCCACAAGAGAUCCUAUCAUGCGGGACAAGGCCAAGGCCUUGGGAGCUUCAGGCACAGAGGCGACAAGAUGUUACAUCGGUGCACAUCACUGGGACAGCCCAGGAGGCUUUGGUGCUGAAUCACACGCUGGAACUGUUCUCGAUGCAUGCAACUGGAUCUGAGAUGCUUCGGCUCUUACCAUCCAAAAAGGUGAUCCAGCUUGCCUGCAGCGAUGAGCACUAUUUGGCUUUGACUACAGAUGGGCAGGUCUACCCUUGUGGCUCCAAUCAAUAUGGUCAGCUUGGGCUCGGAAAUACCAGUCCUGUGCAAGAGCUGGGCCAGGCGGUAGUAUCACUACAGACGGACGCAGGCUCUCAGAGAUUUGCAACUUUUGUUGCAUGUGGGAGAUGGCAUUCUGUUGUGAUAUGCGAGCAGGAGUCAUUGCAUACCUUUGGAAAUGGUGACUAUGCCCAAUGCGGGAACGGUGGGCAAAACACCUUUACCCCCAAAUGCCUGGGAUGCAGCGAGCAGAUCGUCAAAGCUUGCUGUGGCUCUAAUCAUUCGCUAUUCUUGUCUUCAAUAGGUGAUCUUUAUGGCUGUGGGUCUGGACAGAUAGGUCAACUGGGCGCUCAUUUGCGGUCGAGUCACAACUAUUCAAAAGUCAAACUGCCAGAAACGGUCAGGGGUCGUGUCAUCGACAUUUUCGCCAACCCCAUGCUGGAAGUUUCUGUGCUGAUGGACGAGCACGGAGUGUUUCAUCUUGCCGGGGCAGCAAACGAGUUGCUGGGCAGCCGUCAUGUGAUCGAGGACUUUCUGCCGUGGGAGUCCAAAUCGUUGGUGGUUGGCUCUCGCUUUGUGUGCAUGCAGCCAGUGACGCAGCGCUACCGUGCACCCUUUGAUCUUCCGGAUGCUUGCGACAUUUGCAUUCUUGUGCAAGACCAGAAAACACCCAUUUACUUUGGGUGGGAUACAAUCCGGUUUCGCUCACUAUUUUUGACUAAGAUGGUGCAAAAUAGCAAGAUGGAUCAUGUACACAAGCUGGAGGAUGGCCGAGUCGAACUCAAGAUUCAGAACUAUUCAUGGAAGGCCAUUCAAGCCUAUGGCAAGUACUUACAUGAGGAUGAGGUAGAAGGUGCGGAUCCCCAAACCCUUCUGGAGCUGCUUAAGCUUGCCGAUGAAUACGGAGAUGAGACUGGUUUGCAAGGGCUGUGUGCUAGUGCAUUACGAAGAAGCGUGAACAGUGAGAACUUGUGCUCGUUUCUGGAACAUUGCAUCAAGAUGGAUCUGCUGACCUUGGCGUCUGACUGUGUCGAGCAAGGACUUACGUUGUCAAAUGUAUGCGGCGUGUUGAAUUUGACUGCCUGUCCUGAAGAUCAAGAUGCCGCUGUGAUGGAUACAGCAGUGAUGUCAAUGAUGAGAUACAUCCAGGACAUAUGCAUCGCAUUUGCUGCGCAGCAUGCGACGGUUUUCGUUGAGGACACAAACUUUGCCAACUUACAGCCCAAGAUUGCAAAGAAGUUCGUGUCAAAGCUAAGCAGCAUGAAACUACUCAAAACCUGACCUAACUAGAUCGGGCCAACGCACUACUUAUUUUGCAUUUUGGAGGAUGGACUGGGAGUCUCUGUUUGUCCUUCCCGUUUGCCAUAUAGUGCCAUAUUGAAUUUUAUUGCAUUCUGGCUGGCGGUAAGAGCUAAGAUCAAGGCUCUUGGACAGCGCAGCAGCCAGGUGUGGACGUGAUUGAGCUCGAAUGCAUUCAAAGAUAUUCAAAC
Molecule: messenger RNA, 2262 nt
Organism: Durusdinium trenchii
Lineage: Eukaryota; Dinophyceae; Suessiales; Symbiodiniaceae
Source: the annotation of a GenBank genome assembly